AUGUUCUCGCCUUUGAUCCACCGGCUGAACGACCUCAAGCAGCGGGUCCCGCUGCUGAACCAGCUUCAUCUCAACUUCAUAUUCAUACAUUACUUUUAUAUCAUAUCAUGGGUGAUCGUCGGCUCCGUCAUCGUCUUUGCAGGUGGCAACAUGGCCUACAUCGAUGCCCUCUUUAAUGCCGCCGGCGCCUCCACCCAGAGCGGGUUGAACACGAUUGACCUCAACCAGAUGUACUUAUAUCAACAGAUCGUGCUCUAUUUUAUUACCCUACUUUGCACUCCGAUUUUCAUCCACAGCGGUCUGGUGUUUAUUCGGUUAUACUGGUUCGAGAAGCGAUUUCAACACGUGGCGCGGGAUGCGCGCGCCUUGCGCUCGACUCGAUCCCGCAUGGACACAGUCACUCAGGAUAAAGAGACUCGGGAGGUGAAUCGUGCCGAGCUAGGGGUGGGAGGUCGCUCGAUCGUGGUGCUACGGAACAACGCUGGCGAUGCUCGAGGGAGUCGACUCCCCAACCCUGCCGCCCAGUUCACCGAGCCCCAAACGGAUGACGAGUCUCCCGAUGGGAAAAAGCCCAGUGAACGGUCCAGCUCGGAGGAUACGGAGGACCCCACCGUGGAAGGCCGAUUCGGACUGGGAAGUCUGCGGGUACCGACCCAGCUGAGUCCCGAGCAUCACAUUGCCUUCCUCGAGAAUCAGCGCAAAAAUAAAGGCGCCCUGCGCAUUCCAAGUCCCCGCGAGUACGACCGAGGUGGAGUUCCCGAAACACUGGACGAGGGCGAGGAAGAGGAACGUGACCCGGUACAACAGCCAUCGAGUCCGCGAUCGAUUCGUCGACGAAGCUCGGCAGAUUCCGGUGAGAAUGACCAAGUUGGUCCGCUGGACGGACCGCACAUUACCAUCAACGAGCCGGAUAUCACACGCACCCGCACCCGCGGCAACACUUUUUCCCGUCUGGAUACGAGGCCAACGAUCCGCGAUACCAUGACCAAGGAUGUGGAGGAUAAUGCACUGGGUCCCGCGACUACCAAGAACACCUUUCGGGGCAUUUUCCGAUCGCUCACCCAGGAACAAGAACGGCCCACCCAGCCGUACCUGAGCUGGAACGCUACCGUCGCGCGAAACUCCAACUUUGUGGAUUUGACUGAGGAACAGCGCGACGAGCUGGGUGGGAUUGAAUAUCGUGCGCUGAAGACCCUCGCAGUGGUGCUGAUCUCGUAUUAUGUUGGCUUCCAUCUGUUCGGCCUGAUUUGUAUGGUUGGCUGGAUCAUGACGGUGAAUACUUGGGGUGCUGUGGUGACUGCCGAUGGCGUUGGACGGCCAUGGUGGGGAAUUUUCACAUCCGCGUCUGCGUUUAACGAUCUGGGAUUCACCCUGACGCCGGACUCGAUGUAUUCGUUCCAGAGAGCGGUUUUCCCUUUGCUUUUGUUGUCAUUUCUGAUUGUCAUUGGUAACACCGGGUUCCCGUGCAUGCUGCGACUUAUGAUUUGGACUCUGUCAAAGUUUGCACGACAAGGUACCGCGCUGUGGGAGGAGUUGAAGUUCCUCCUUGAUCACCCUCGUCGAUGCUUUACUCUUUUGUUUCCUCGGAAUGCUACGUGGUGGUUGUUUGCGAUUCUGGUGGCUCUGAAUGCCAUUGAUGUGAUCUUCUUUAUCAUUCUAGAUCUAAAUGACCCAGUGGUCACUGCAUUGCCACCCGGCAUCCGAGUGCUCGAUGGUCUGUUCCAGGCCGUGGCCACUCGAACCGCCGGGUUUGGCAUUGUCAGUCUGUCGGACCUUCACCCGGCCAUUCAAGUGUCAUACUUGAUCAUGAUGUAUAUCUCCGUGUUCCCCAUUGCCAUCUCCAUGCGUCGAACGAACGUGUACGAAGAAAAGAGUCUGGGAAUCUAUGGCUACGAAGAGGAGAACGUUGAGGAAACCCAGACUGCUCCCAGUUACAUCGGUGCUCACUUGCGGCGUCAGCUGAGUUUCGAUUUGUGGUACGUCUUCUUGGGACUGUUCAUCAUUUCUAUCGCCGAAGGUAGUCGCCUGCAGAGCCCGAGCGACUACAGCUUCCAAUUGUUCACCGUGUUAUUCGAGGUGGUGUCGGCCUACGGUACCGUGGGCUUGUCAUUCGGAUACCCCGGUGUCAACACGUCUUUCUCGGGACAGUUCAACGUGGUUUCCAAGUUGGUCAUCAUUGCCAUGCAGAUCCGUGGUCGUCACCGUGGUCUGCCCUAUGCCCUGGAUCGUGCCGUGCUAUUGCCAUCCGACGCAUUGAACCGCCGCGAGGCUGCCGAGUCUGAACGGCGGAUGCGCCGACGAGCAUCGAAUCUGAGCGGUGCGGAGUCUUUCGGACGGCCACGAUCGCGCAGCUAUUCGCAGUCACAGGCAGACGGCGGGCUCUCGACGGGCCUCGAAUCGCAUGAUUGGCAAACUCAUCCAGCGCCGAACGGGGAUAAUCUCGUGCAUCGCUUGUCGACCGUUCGGUCGGUCCGGUAA
Molecule: messenger RNA, 2478 nt
Organism: Penicillium daleae
Lineage: Eukaryota; Fungi; Ascomycota; Eurotiomycetes; Eurotiales; Aspergillaceae
Product: potassium ion transporter
Exons: 2
Coding region: 1-2478 (825 amino acids)
Biological process (GO): intracellular potassium ion homeostasis; potassium ion import across plasma membrane
Cellular component (GO): plasma membrane
Molecular function (GO): high-affinity potassium ion transmembrane transporter activity
Source: RefSeq, a predicted model, not a curated record